Neocloeon triangulifer is the source of this 1083-nucleotide messenger RNA. RefSeq lists its product as uncharacterized. The record is from RefSeq and is a predicted model, not a curated record. The coding region runs from base 137 to 724 and encodes 195 amino acids. NCBI's taxonomy places the organism in Eukaryota, Metazoa, Arthropoda, Insecta, Ephemeroptera, Baetidae. The transcript has 4 exons.
GCGAAUUCAAGCGCGAAUUACAUGCAAAAACUGAAAGCACCACACACAAAAACACAAAACAAACAAACCUGCAGGCGGCCCAUCAAAUUUUAGAAUUUUAUUCUUUGAAUCGGCCGAAUCCCAUACGGAGAAGAGAAUGGAAGAGAUCAAUGUCUACGUACCAGACCACCACCCGGUUGAGGUUGUUUCCACCCUCCAGGAAUGCAAAUUCCUUAGCCUGGUUCAGGGAAAGGCCAGAAUCAAAAACAACAUAACCCUUGGCUGCCAGGUUGAGAUCUUGGAUCUCAACAAGAUCAGAUUUGACACGCGUGAAACUCGCGACAGAUUGGCCACAAAAUUGUGUGAGACUGUGCAAUAUCCUGGUGUUGAAAUUAACCUGGCCCCGAAGGAAAACAAACGCACAAACCAAGACCUAGUCUAUGACGGCUGCCUGGCCCCGUCUGAGGUACAACUUUUGAAGACUGACCCCUCAGCAGCCAAAACAGCCUCUCUCUUCCUCUUUUGCUCACAGAAUGAUCUCAAUGUUGCAGGAUGUACAGAUCAUGCAGACUACGCCCUAGUUGUGCGUAGGGCUCAUCUGAAAGAAAGCAAUAGGAAGAGGCGCGAGAGGGCCGAAGCUGGGGAGGGACCUAGUGAAGAUGAACAAGUGAAUGGAUUUUGGCUUGGACAGUUUGCUAGGCGCUGGUGCCACACCCUGAUGGAGUACAUUGGACUCCGAAAGUAGAUUUUCAAGCCCCCAAACAGACUGAAGGAUUCUAGGCAGUUUAGUUUCCAGAGCGAGGCAUUAGUUAUAUUUUAAGCACAAAUUAAAUUUUAAUUUGACAUUCCCUUUCAAUCAAGUCACUUUAAUUUCAUAUUAGUCAAAAGAUAUUGUUUGUUGAUUUGAUUGUUAGUGUAAAAACUGUAAAACCGCAAGUUGUGAUACAAUACAAAAUGAGCUCAAGAACUUCUAAAAAUUAAAAUGCAAUAAUAACAUAAAUGCAAAGAUAACAAUUUUAUUUCUACAUGCAUUUUUUUCUUAAGUGAAUGAAAUGAUGCUGCAGGAGAGCCCGGAACUCUCUCUACAUUUGGUGGGCUGCUUCU